AUGAACGAACCAUCUCAAUCAACGGCUGAAAAAACUGAUGAUGAAAAAUCUAAAACGCCACGAAAUUUUGAAGAUAAUAUCGUAUUGAGGAGGAAGAAAAAUAAAAGUGAGCUUGAUGCAUUCAAGCAAGAAAUUGCUACUGAUGUUCAUACAAUAUCAUUGCAAGAAUUUUAUGAAAGAUAUCAAACUAAUCCUGAUACAGGUUUAACUCAAGCACAAGCCAAUGAAUAUUUACAAAGAGAUGGUUUCAAUGAAUUGGCUCCGCCGAAAACAACACCACAAAUAAUGAUAUUUUGCAAUCACAUGUUUUUGGGUUUUUCAAGUAUUUUAUGGGUAUCUGGUAUUUUGUGUUUGGUUGCAUAUACAGUAUCAGCACAAACUCAAGAUGAUCCAGAAAAAAGUAAUUUAUAUUUGGGUGUUAUGAUAAUAAUUGUAGUUAUUGUAACUGGAUUGUUUGGUUAUGCUCAAGAUCGUACUUCAUCAAAAAUAAUGGAUUCAUUUAAAAAAAUGAUAACUCAUUCAGCAACCGUUAUAAGAGAUGGAAAAGUAUCAAAUAUACCAAGUGUUAAUUUAGUUAAAGGAGAUGUAGUUUUAAUUAAAUUUGGUAGUAAAGUUCCAGCCGAUGUAAGAAUAAUCGAAUGUUUUGGAAUGAAGGUUGAUAAUUCAUCAUUAACUGGAGAAACUGAACCUCAACCAAGAGGAGUAGAAAAUACAAGUACUAACGUUAUGGAAACACAAAACGUUGCCUUUUAUUCCAGUAAUGUUAUGGAAGGAACGUGUAAAGCAAUCGUUUUUGAAACUGGAGAUAGAACGGUCAUAGGAAGAUUGGCAACAUUGACAGUAGGUUUGGAAAGAGCUAGCAGUCCAUUAACGAUAGAAAUUCGUCGUUUUGUUAUAUUGAUAACAUGCGUUGCUGUUGCUUUGUCAACUUUUUUCAUUAUUCUUGCCAUAGCCAUGAAAUAUGAUUUGAUAACAUGUUUUAUUUAUUUUGUCGCCAUUUUGGUAGCCAACAUUCCAGAGGGUCUUUUGGUAACUUUGACACUUUGUUUAACGCUAACGGCUAAAAAAAUGGCGAAAAAAAAUUGUUUAAUAAAAAGUUUAGAUUCUGUCGAAACUUUAGGAUCAACAUCAACAAUUUGUUCGGAUAAAACAGGAACGUUAACACAAAAUCGAAUGACAGUACUUGAAAUAAUGUAUAAUUUUACCACGUAUCCAAUUAAAUAUGGCGAAGAUAGAAAUUCUACGGUUUCUAACGAAUUCGACGUCAACGAUCCAGAUUUUAUUAAUUUAAUGACGUGUGGUAAAUUAUGUUUGAGAGCGGAAUUCGAGGGUGAUUCGACGGAACCCGUUUUAAAUAGAAACGUAGAAGGAGAUGCUUCCGAGGCGGCCAUAUUGAAAUGCGUUGAAUGUAUUUCACCAAACGUAAAACAAUUCAGAGUAGCAAAUCCGAAAUUAAUGGAAGUUCCAUUUAAUUCCACUAAUAAAUAUCAAUUGUCCAUACACAAAACAGCAAAUGGUAACAUGUUGUUUAUGAAAGGUGCACCGGAAAAAAUUUUACAAUUGUGUUCGACAGUAAGUAGCGGAGGAAGAGGUAGAAAUUUAACAGAUGACGCAAAAGAACAAAUAAAUGCUAUCUUAACCGAAAUGGGUAAAAAAGGUGAAAGAGUUUUAGGCUUUUGCGAUUAUGCAUUAAGCGAUGAUGCAGGAGUGCAGUACGAUCCGGCUAAAAAAAAUUUUCCAACAACCGGAUUAAGAUUUUUAGGAUUGAUGGCACUUAUCGAUCCGCCAAGAGAAGCCGUACCUGAUGCUGUGGCAAAAUGCAGAACGGCUGGUAUACGUGUUAUUAUGGUAACGGGUGAUCAUCCGGUAACGGCAGAAGCCAUCGCAAGAAACGUCGGUAUUAUAAGUAAAAGUACAAGAAACGAAUUAGCAAAAGAAUUAAAUGUCGAUGAAAAAGACGUGCCAGCAUCAAACGUAAAAGCAAUCGUUAUAACGGGUGAUCAACUCAGAAACAUGGGAAGUCAAGAAUUGGAUGAAAUAAUUAAAAAUCACGAAGAAAUUGUUUUUGCAAGAACUACACCGACACAAAAACUUUCCAUCGUCGAAAGUUGUCAAAGACUCGGUUACAUAACGGCCGUGACAGGGGAUGGAGUCAACGAUUCUCCAGCUCUUAAAAAAGCUGAUAUCGGUAUUGCCAUGGGUAUUGCCGGAUCGGAUGUAUCGAAACAAGCAGCGGAUAUGGUUUUACUAGAUGAUAAUUUUGCAUCAAUUAUUGUCGGAAUAGAACAAGGAAGAAUAAUAUUCGAUAAUUUAAAAAAAUCCAUUUGUUACGUUCUCACGUCAAACAUACCGGAAAUGGCUCCAUUUAUUGCUUAUCUUAUAUUUCAAAUACCCAUGCCACUGAGUAUAAUUGCAAUUAUAAUUGUCGAUGUUGGUACCGACAUGGUUCCGGCAAUCGCAUUGGCUUACGAAAGAGCAGAAUCCGACAUAAUGAAAAGAAAACCUAGAAAUCCAUUUCAGGAUAAAUUAGUAAAUAGAAGAUUGAUAUGGAUGGCAUAUGGACAAAUUGGAAUAAUACAAAUGAUGGCAGCAUUUUCUGCAUAUUUUGUCGUCAUGGCACAAAAUGGAUUCUUGCCUUUGACUCUUAUAGGUAUAAGAGAAACGUGGGAAAACAAAGGAGAAAUUAGUCUCGAACGUUAUUGUCAAUCGUGUUUUUUUGCCGCCAUUAUAGUGACUCAAAUAGCGGAUGCAAUAAUAUGUAAAACGAGGAAAAAUUCAAUAUUUCAACAGGGAAUGCACAAUUGGGUAUUAAACGCUGGUUUGAUUUUUGCCGUGCUCAUGGGUUGUUUCAUUUUGUACACCCCCGGAAUGGACGAAUAUUUCAUGAUGCCCCCCAUAAGGGCGGAACACUGGCUUCCGGGUUUACCAUUUGCAUUUAUUAUUAUUUUAUUUGACGAAGUGAGAAGAUAUAUAUUAAGAAAACGACCCGGAGGAUGGGUCGAAAGAGAAUUUUAUUAUUAA
Molecule: messenger RNA, 3021 nt
Organism: Pediculus humanus corporis (human body louse)
Lineage: Eukaryota; Metazoa; Arthropoda; Insecta; Psocodea; Pediculidae
Product: sodium/potassium-transporting ATPase alpha chain, putative
Exons: 16
Coding region: 1-3021 (1006 amino acids)
Biological process (GO): intracellular potassium ion homeostasis; intracellular sodium ion homeostasis; potassium ion import across plasma membrane
Cellular component (GO): membrane
Molecular function (GO): P-type sodium:potassium-exchanging transporter activity; ATP binding; ATP hydrolysis activity
Source: RefSeq, a predicted model, not a curated record